Messenger RNA from Macrobrachium nipponense, 678 nucleotides. RefSeq names its product zinc finger BED domain-containing protein 5-like. Lineage: Eukaryota; Metazoa; Arthropoda; Malacostraca; Decapoda; Palaemonidae. The transcript has a single exon. The record is from RefSeq and is a predicted model, not a curated record. The coding region runs from base 1 to 678 and encodes 225 amino acids.
AUGGAUUCGGAGCAUGAAGCUCUCCUCUUUUACUCCCAAGUACACUGGCUUUCCAAGGGCAAUGUUGUGAAUCAAGUGUUUGAACUUUGGGGGGACCUUAAAUCGUUCCUGGAAAUGCAGGGGAAAGUUGAUCUGUUGAGUCACUUCAAUGAUGUUUUGUGGAAGCCACAUCUUGCAUAUUUAGCAGAUAUAUUUGAGCAGUUAAAUAGAUUGAAUCUAAAGCUACAGGGCAAGGAAAGAAAUGUGUUUCACCUGAUGGACUGUCUUCGUGGAUUUUUUGCCAACCUUCAGAACUGGCAAAGGAAAGUUGCUGCCGGGAAUAUUGCCAUGUUUGAAAACCUUUCAGCUGUCCUUGACAGGAAUGAAGAAGAUAGUCUACUUGACCCAUUGCCUAAAACUGAAAUCACUCAGCAUCUGAGAUCCUUGGAAAGUGAACUUAAUAUGUACUUCCCAGAGUUCGAGGAGGAAGAAGGGAAGUUCGUAAGGAAUCCAUUCUCUGGCACUCUUGAUAUUACUACCAUUCCCAGUGUAGUUCAGGACGAGUUCCUUGAUCUCAAACAGGAUUCUGCUGCCAAAGAUCUUUAUGAAGAAAAAUCUCUGAAUGUAUUCUGGUGUUCGAUGCAUCAGUCAUAUCCAAAAGUCAGCGAGAUUGCAUUUCGACAACUUUUGCCUUUUUGA